This is a messenger RNA of Hypanus sabinus (Atlantic stingray), 2510 nucleotides long. RefSeq lists its product as uncharacterized. Lineage: Eukaryota; Metazoa; Chordata; Chondrichthyes; Myliobatiformes; Dasyatidae. The transcript has 11 exons. Bases 59 to 1240 code for a protein of 393 amino acids. The record is from RefSeq and is a predicted model, not a curated record.
GCCUCCCGUCGCUGACGUCGCCGAGCGAGGAGCGGAAGUGUCCGUGCAAAGUGGAGAAAUGAGAGGAGCGUCGAGGAGGAGACAGAAUUUGUCGUCACCAGGGCAAAUCCCGAAAACCACAGAGCCGGUAAACGUAAAAACCAAUACACCACGAGAUUUUUCUGCAGAAACCAAUGCAGAUUCAUUUUCAUUGUUGAGAAUCUGUUCUCGCCUUAUCUCAGUUUUAAAAUACUUUCUUCUAAUCGUCGUGAUUCCACCAUUCCUAAAUUAUGCAUCUCUCCAGAGAGAAGGAACAUUGCUUCAGCCUCAAGAAGGUCAGCUAAUUGACAUUGGACAUGGUCAAAAAUUGUAUUUGUCCUGCACUGGGAAAGGACAACCUGUUGUAAUAUUUGAUGCUCCCACUGGUAUGUCUUCUGAUGUAUGGCUCUCGAUUCAAAAGGAUGUGUCCCUCAUAACCCAGGCUUGUAUAUAUGAUAGAGCUGGGCUUGGCUUCAGUAAGAAAACAUUCCAGUCUGAAGAAAUUAGACAGGAUAAACCAUGGACUCAGUCAACAACUGGAAGAAUGGUAGAUGAUCUACACGGACUUAUUAAGGAAGCUAAGCUGCAGAGCCCCUUUGUACUUGUGGGAUCGGAACUUGGGGCACUCAAUGCAAGAUUUUAUGCCCACAUUCACAACUGGGAGGUGUCUGAUCUUGUCCUCAUCGAUCCAAUCCCUGAAGAGCUAUUCAUGGAAGACGUAUGGUUGCAAUACUGGUACAAAGAACUGAUCUCGUAUCAUCAGAUUCUACAGUUCUCUGCUGCGAUAGGUUUAAAUCGAAUGCUUUUAAUCACAGGGCUGUUGCAACCAGCAAUUACAGGGGAAAAUAUCUCUUCGGAGUUUGUGAUGAGACAGAAAUACUUGCUGAGCAAUCCAGCCCAUCUGAGUACAGCUGUAGAUGAACACUUCUUUAUCAAUGAGAGCAUCUCCCAAGUCAGAGACAUUUCACAGUUUAAACCUCUGUCCAGUGCAACUUCUGUAACGAUGAUCACAGGAGAACUUUAUGAUGAACAGCUUCCUGAUUCUCUGAACAAGGUCGUGUUCCAGUUUCAGCAACGAUUCAGUGCACAGAAUUAUCCCUCGGUCAAAUGGAUCAAAAUUAAAGGGGCAGACAGACGGAUGAUCUACAGAAAUCCCACUGAUGUCAUAAAACAGCUUAAAAAAAUUAUAAAUAAAAAGAGGGUCAAGCAGGAGAGUCAGUAACUUCGCCUGAGUAUUAGGCCAUGUCCAUUGAUUCAUUGACAGCAUCUGAAGAAGAAUAUCAUAAUUGAGAAUCAAGAUAAAGAUGGCAUUUUCAAGCAUGUAAGUGUGGAGAAACACUGGAUAAAGUAACAAGAAUGGGUAGCUCAGCUGGUUGAUAGUUGGGUUAAGUUUGUUUCCAAUCUUGGCAAUUUGUUUGCAAACAUUCCAUCACCAUAUGAGGAGACCGUGAGUAUGUUGCUUUGGAUUUCCAGUAUCUGCAGAUUUUCUUGUGUUUGUGCUUCUAGGAGUUCUCUUGCAUGCCGCGUGUUUGCUUGCGCCAUGACUCAUUGAUGCCUAGUUGAAUUUAUGUCUCUCUUGAUCUUCAUGGGACACUAGGGAGACUUGGUCAUGUCGCUUUGCAGCCAAUUGAUAUUUAUGGAUCCUUGUGGAUAGUUUUCUCCCAGUUGGACUGACGUAAUAUUUGCUGCAGUCCCUGCACUAGAUUCUGUAGUCUACAUUGGUCUUGUUCAAUAGCUUUGCUCUUUAAAGAUCCAGUCAGCAGAUUGGUAAGUAUAUAAAGGCCAAGCAUUCGGAGAACAUAUCACAAUUAACAGUGCACUGAUGUCUCCUUGUACACUGAUGAAAUAUUUGCAAGUAAAUUGCCAAGAUCAGAGGACAACUCAACCCAACUAACAGAAGAUUUCGCCUCCUGAAAAAUUGUGUGAAAGUCUUUAAGAAAUGCAAUACAGGCAAAUGAAGGAACUGCUGUAACAAAUUGAUUAGCAGUUUUCCUUAAGUUUAAAGUGGCACUCUGUUUUGUUUAAUGUGUAUAAGGUUUAGAUGUGCAACUUUUCAUAUGCAUUACACACAUACUGUUACUACAAGGAGAAAGAAAUAUAAUUAAUGUGUUUUGCACUAAUUUGGGCAGCUACCUGUCUGCAGGAAUAACAGGUUGGCUUCUUUGUAUCUGUCACCCAGGUCUAACGAUCAGAUUCGUCACUGUAGAAAGUUUCCUAGCUUUCUUGGCAUUUUCUGAUCUAAUCAGACCAUUAUAAUUUAUACAAAAAUUGUUGUCUAUCUCAGUAGUUGUGACAGCUGAAUUCCCUGGCCAAGAGCUAUGUUUCUGAGAAUACAGUGAUUCUGAUGUGACUAAUACUGACAUCGAGGUAAUCAUGUUUCUGAAUGGACAACCGUCUUUUGGGUAGCAUUGCCUUGGAGUAUGGGUGGUCAAUCAUUUGCAAUAAAGAAAUAUUGGAGAGAGUUCAUUGUCUCAAGGCAAUUAUUUGCACAA